AUGGGGUUAUUUGGUCUUUUAAUUUAUUCCUGUGUUCGCUUGUGUAAAUGGUUUCAUGCAAGACGUGAAGCGCUUCUUUUGGCAAUGGAAACAAGAAGAAUUAAACGUUCUCGUUCACGUUCAAUUUCUCGUAAAAGCACAGCAGAAAAACCAAAAAAAGAAGAAAAGAAAGAAGAAGAAGAUAUUCCAUUAGAAAAAACCAAAUCCCGUCCAGAACUUUCAAUCGACAUCGAAUCAAAAACUGUUGGCGGCCCUCCACAAAUAAUUUCUGGUGUUCACAUAAACGAAUCAAAAAGUGAAAAUUCUCUGUCAUUAGACUUGGAAUUUCGGCCAACAAAAACUUCAGAAAAGUCAAUUAAAGGAAAUAUUCAAAUGCUUGGAUCUAUGAGGGAUGGAGGAGGAGGGGGAACUUUUAGUGGAAGUGGCUCUUUAGGUUCUCCUUCAAUUGUUGGGGAUGGUGCUCCAGCUGUUGGAUCAUUACGAAUUAAUAUGCCUGCUAGUAGCUCUUUGCGAAAGAAUGAAGGAAGUUUGAAGAAGAAAGAAGAAAUUAGUAGUGGAAGUAAAAAAGAGGGGAAAUAA
This is a messenger RNA of Meloidogyne enterolobii, 579 nucleotides long. Lineage: Eukaryota; Metazoa; Nematoda; Chromadorea; Rhabditida; Meloidogynidae. The record is from the annotation of a GenBank genome assembly.